CUGUGCUUGAUUUCUGGUCUACACAGCAGAAGAUGGGGGCUAAGAUGACGAAAAGAAUAUGUACCUGUUAAGAGACCCUAUGGGCAUACCUUGCGAAAAAUGCCGCAGGCCACUCUCUUCUCUUACUUUCCCAAACCUACAGCUACCUCCCCUUCCUCGCGUGAUCAUUCGAACACGAAUGGCCAAACGUCCGUUAACGAGAAAGAAUCUGCGUCUUGCCUUGCUCCUCUGGUAGCGACGGACAGAUUGAACAUCAUCAGCAAACUAGAAGAGCAGUGUUCCAGCAUAGGAACUACAAGUCCGACAGCUCUCGGAUCGAGCGUCCAGAACGAAGAGGACGCGGAGUUCAAUAGCACGGAAAUCGAGCCUGCUUGCAAAACACCUCUCAUCAACGCUGGCAAAGGCUUCAGUAACACCGAAAACUUCUCGCAGAUCAUUACCGUCCCGCAUCUCCCAGAAGCCAUCAUCACCCCAAUCCAGCAAUCACAUCUUCCAGCCAUUCAACGUCUGACCAGCACUACUCUACCUGUACACUACAGCCAAUCAUUCUUCACAUCGACCCUCACCGAUCAGGCUGUAGCCCAGUCGUCACGGGUCGUUCUCUACUCCUCAGCGCCUGUGGGUUGGAUCAGAUGUCGUCUGGAGCCCUGCUCGCCAAACACUGACACGUCGAUCGCUAGGCCAAUGCCGUCCCAGAUCUACAUACAUGCGCUGGCUCUUCUGGCGCCAUACAGGAGCCUGGGACUGGCCACGAUCUUGCUGGACAUAGUUUUGUCGACUCCGAUCGCAAUGAGUCCAGAAAUGACCUGCAUUUAUGCGCACGUCUGGGAGAAGAACGAGGAUGCAUUGGAGUGGUAUGCGAAAAGGGGCUUCAAGCGCGUUAUAUUUUUCGAGCGAUACUACAGAAAGCUUAGGCCUGGCGGAGCGUGGGUUGUACGAAUGGAGCUGAACGGACCCCGAAGCCAUCCGUGAAGGUGAUGAACAUGAAUACCCGCUCAACACCCCCUCUUGGAAGAAGCCUGUGGCUCACAGUCUCCUGAACCGACAGCGUUCCAAUUCGACGGUUCAGAGACGAAGUGGCAGGAAAGGCAGCCCACCUAAAGCUUUUGGCCAUGCAUGCCCAACGGUGUUCCAAUAUAAGCAAGUCACGCGAUCACGAAUGACGACGUACAGAAGCUUCGCUGAGACGGUGUGCCAGCCACGGCAAGUCCAGAAAAGCUCACGCUGUCGGCUCGAGCUCGCUCACGAAGCAAGCAACCAGCAUGUUCGGUUCCGAGCGCUCACAGCAUCGGACGAAGCAGGAUAACUUGAGAGCGGAGGGUGUCGGGUGAAGAGAAAGAGUACUGCGGUAGUUGGAAAGAAUAUCCGGCCAUUCUGUCCCAUUCUCUCUAGGUAUAUACACAGUUUUUCGUUCCUCUGCGAGCCGGGCGAACCAUCCUGCGUCCCAGGAACGUCUCAUAGUACUGAAGCAACAUAAUUCUCUUCCAUUUGCCGG
Molecule: messenger RNA, 1495 nt
Organism: Exophiala xenobiotica
Lineage: Eukaryota; Fungi; Ascomycota; Eurotiomycetes; Chaetothyriales; Herpotrichiellaceae
Exons: 1
Coding region: 100-972 (290 amino acids)
Biological process (GO): mitotic sister chromatid cohesion
Cellular component (GO): NatA complex
Molecular function (GO): acyltransferase activity, transferring groups other than amino-acyl groups
Source: RefSeq, a predicted model, not a curated record